Cyphellophora europaea CBS 101466 is the source of this 1116-nucleotide messenger RNA. Its product is annotated as 3-isopropylmalate dehydrogenase A. The record is from RefSeq and is a predicted model, not a curated record. NCBI's taxonomy places the organism in Eukaryota, Fungi, Ascomycota, Eurotiomycetes, Chaetothyriales, Cyphellophoraceae. The transcript has 4 exons. Gene Ontology annotation, cellular component: cytosol. Gene Ontology annotation, biological process: L-leucine biosynthetic process. The coding region runs from base 1 to 1116 and encodes 371 amino acids. Gene Ontology annotation, molecular function: magnesium ion binding; NAD binding; 3-isopropylmalate dehydrogenase activity.
AUGCCCGAAUUCAAUAUCGUUGUCUUUGCGGGCGACUAUGCGGGGCCAGAGGUCACCGCCGAGGCCGUGAAAGUUCUCAAGACGAUCGAGAAGUGCAGGCCCGAUGUCAAAUUCAACUUCCAAGACCAUCUCCUCGGUGGCGCCUCCAUUGAUGCGCACCAGAACCCUCUUACAGACGAAGCCCUUGCUGCCGCCAAAUCCGCACAUGCUGUCCUACUCGGCGCCAUCGGUGGUCCCAAGUACGGCAUCGGCCCCAUCCGCCCCGAACAAGGCCUCCUCCGCCUCCGCAAAGAGAUGUCCACCUUCGGCAACCUGCGUCCCUGCUUCUUCGCCUCCCCGACUCUGACCGCACAGUCCCCCCUAAAAUCCCACAUCUGCGAAGGCACCGACUUCACCGUCGUCCGUGAGCUGACGGGGGGCAUCUAUUUCGGCGAGCGACGCGAAGCCGACCCGGCCGACGGCGCCAACGAAUCCGCCGAGGACCGCGAGCCGUACUCGCGGCGGGAGAUUGAGCGCAUCACGCGCCUGGCGGCGCACCUGGCGCUGGCGAAGAACCCGCCCUCCAAGGUGUGGAGUCUGGACAAGGCGAACGUGCUGGCGACGAGCCGGCUGUGGCGCCGCGUCGUGAGCGAGGUCAUGGCCAACGAGUUCCCGCAGCUGGAGCUGGAGCACCAGCUGAUCGACAGCGCGGCCAUGAUCAUGGUCAAGAACCCGAGGCAGCUGAAUGGUAUUAUCGUCACGAGCAAUCUCUUUGGCGACAUUAUCAGCGACGAGGCCUCGGUUAUUCCGGGGAGUCUGGGGUUGUUGCCCAGUGCGAGUUUGAGUGGUGUGCCGGACGGCAAGGGCCUGUGUAAUGGUAUUUACGAGCCGAUUCAUGGCAGUGCGCCGGAUAUUGCGGGCAAGGGCGUCAUUAACCCUGUCGCGGCUAUCCUGAGUGUGGCGAUGAUGUUGUUGUACAGUCUCAACAUGCCUCAGGACAGUGUGCUGGUGGAGCAGGCGGUAAGGUUGGUGAUCGAGAAAGGGAUUACAACGAAGGAUAUUGGAGGGAGCAGUUCAACGCAGGAGGUGGGAGACGCGGUGGUCGAGGCACUGGAGACCCUUUACAAGCAGCUGUGA